GAGAAACUUGGUACCUGCUAGGUGAGCGUGAGAGCCACUCGCUCCCACUCUCCACAACUUCCACAUCACCUCUCGUCGUCACUAGUACUCCUCUUCCCUCCCUGGCCGGGUCCCCAUGCCACCAACGACACCGCCGGCGCCAGCAGCAUUGGCACCAGCAUCAGCACCAGCACCGCACCGGCACCGGCACCAGCACCAGCACCAGCAUCAGCAUCAGUGUCAGCGUCAGUGGAGCGCCAGCAGCGGUACCCGGCACCGGCAACGGCAGCGCCUGGCGUGACCGCGCUGGGCUGCCCUCCGUUGCGACGCCAUCAUCAGCCCCUCCCGAUGUACUCGUACAGUCAAGGCACUCGUCCUUGUACUCCCCCGCGGCGGUUACUGCGCUCGCACCCUCUCGUCCCGUCGCCUCUGGUCUCGCCGGCGCUGCUCUGCUCCCCGCUCUCCGCCCUCUGCCCUCUCUGCCCUGCCUCGACUCGAGUCUGUCUGCUCUGAGGUGUCUGCUCUGCCCUUCCCUGCCCUGCCGGCUGCCUCUCUCCACUUCCCGCCGCUUGACAAGCACGACGCACGGGGCUGCCUCUCCUCCACACCUGCUGCGACCCCAUUCCUCAUGCGUCCUGUCCCCAGGCCCUCCUCGCUGCACCCCGUUGUCGCCCUGGGCGGCGGGGGGUCGAGCGAGAGACGUCGAGGGUCCCAGACUCCCGGCCAGACAGAACAGGCGUGGCCUGCCCUGCCCUGUCCUGCCCUUCCCUGCCCUGCCUUGUCUGUACCGGCGGCGGCGGGUGGUGGCAACGAGCCCCGGAUCACCGGUCUCGUCAGGCUCGGUAGAUGACCACGCCCAGCUCUCAGGGCCACGCCGUGGCGACCGCCAUAAAGCCAGCCCUGUCCCGCCAUUGUUGAAUGGCCCUACUCCGUAUGUUGUAUGUCGUGGAUGUUUUCUAUCUUCACCAUCUUUCCUCUGGCACAGCACCUUCCGCCUGAUGCCUGGCAUUUACACCUGCGAGUGUCAUUCGCUUUUAGAGUUUGCAAGAUCCUAACUAUCCGCGGGACGUCCCGUCGCCUGCUCCCUCGCCACCUUCAGUGCCUCGGCCUUGGUCUUCACCGAAGCUCUUGACAGACACUGCAUAGCGCAACGCACAAGUCGACGCUGGCGUGUUCCUCGGAUUUUCAGCCGUCGGCCGCUUCUUAAGCCUCGCGACUCGGCUGACGAGUUUCCGACGGCAACCCGCUUCUCAUCAUAUACAACUACUUCGUAAUCUUUAUAUGAAGCCUCAGGCCCUCGCGGACGCCCCUUGACGACGGCACCAAUCACCACGGAUUUUGGACAACAACUGACCUGGUGGACCCCUCUCUCCCUCUCUCCCUCUCUCUGCGGCGGCACCAUGUCUUCCGCAUCGAGCCCAACCUCCGCCAUGACGCCCGACUCAGAAACAAGCAACUACAUGCCUGUCUCGCCAUGUUUUGACAGUCAAGAGCAUCGAGCAAUGGUUCGCCACCUGUUAUCCAAAUACAGCAGGCAUGAGAUUGAUCAGCUACUCGAGGAGGUAGCUGGCGAAGCACAAUGCGAGCUGGCGACGCCCAUGUUGCCGUAUGCCGCCUCUUUCGGCUCCCUCGUGGCCGACAAUGUCUCGGGUGUGGCGCACUCGUCGUCAACACACGUGGACAAGUAUCAGAGCCUUGCUCGCCAUAGAUUGCAGAGGUCCGCUUCUGGCGCAUCCGCUUCACUUCCAUCCCAAUCCUCAAUUUCACCUAGGAGCUCGGUGUCGUCCGCUCCAGGGCACAGAGCAGGUGGCCGCCCGUCUUCCUACAGGUCCGAUUAUGCCUGUGGCUUCUGCGCCGAGGUUGGCAUCACCAAGACUUGCACGCGGAGAAAUGACCUUCGGCGCCACAUUGACCAAUUCCACAACACAAAUUCGCAGUGGCUAUGUCAACAUCGCGGCUGCCGGAUGGCUUUUGACUGGCAGACUGCGUACCAAAUCCACCUCCGCAGCGAGCACGGGGGCUCCCAGAUGAGGAUGGAGGAGGCCAAGGUCGUCUUGUGUCCACAAACCGUCUUUGCCUGCGGCUACGAAGGUUGCCUCCAAGUCUUUGAGGCAACAGAUGACAACAGCGCCGCGGCGACUUGGAAAGUGUACACGGCCCAUCUCAUUCGGCACUGUGAGGAGGGGCGCGGCAUGGGCCUCUGGUCGUACUCUCAACGCAUGCGCAACUUGCUCAGGCAGUCGCGCCUUGAAGCGCCGUGGUCGAGAACAUGGCCGGAAGACGACCCCGGCCGCCUUCGCUGGGACCCAGCGUCGACGCGCACCCUGCGCAAGCUUCUCGAGACCAGGCACCUGGACAACAUCCCGAAGCUCAUCAACUGCAUUCUACUGCUCGGGUCGGCUCAACAAGGCACCGAGCAACCGGAUGUCGACCUGGACCUCCAUCUCCCCGUGAGAAAGGUUUGUCCCGCCGCAGCCGUCCGGCAUGAGAUGCGCACAAGUUCCUCGCCGGCACAAACAGCACCGGAAGAGGAUGCGAGCUGCCCCAUGGACCCCAACGUGGGCCCGCACCAUGAUACGAACGGUUCUGAGCUGCCGCUAUCGAGCGUGCCCUUCCACACACCCGCCUUCUCGGGCUAUAGCGCGCACGAGUCGGUUGCGACGCCCAUGACACCUCCCCCGGCCAUUUUCGGUCUUGCCGGGUCGGCGGUAUACCAGACGUCCAACCAACAUGUUCAUCAACAAUACACGUCAUUCAGGCCCACGGGCCGGUCGGUCAGGUCAACAACAAUGGGCGCCGUUGCGCCGAUGCAGCCGGUUACGGGUGGGACGAUGCUCGGGGAAGACUUUGCCAUGAACGACAGUGCAGCCGUGCCUCGGGGGCAGGACUACAGCUGGACACAAGCGUACCGGGCCGGUGGCCUCCAGAGCCCGACAUUGACGGAUGUGUGCAACGAAAUGGGCAGCCCGCUGGUACCUGUGGAACAAGGCUUGAUGGGGAGCUAUUGCUCACCACGGACUAUGUGACGCAAUCAGGAGUCUUCACUCCUCGCGAAGGCAUCCGCUACCGCGAAUUGAGAUGGGAACUAUCAGCCACGCAUCGUGGCAGGCGGAGUGGCGGCGACUA
Messenger RNA from Purpureocillium takamizusanense, 3105 nucleotides. RefSeq lists its product as uncharacterized. Lineage: Eukaryota; Fungi; Ascomycota; Sordariomycetes; Hypocreales; Ophiocordycipitaceae. The transcript is spliced from 2 exons. Bases 1380 to 3005 code for a protein of 541 amino acids. The record is from RefSeq and is a predicted model, not a curated record.